Molecule: messenger RNA, 924 nt
Organism: Penicillium macrosclerotiorum
Lineage: Eukaryota; Fungi; Ascomycota; Eurotiomycetes; Eurotiales; Aspergillaceae
Exons: 3
Coding region: 1-924 (307 amino acids)
Molecular function (GO): hydrolase activity
Source: RefSeq, a predicted model, not a curated record
AUGUCGCAGCUAUUCCCCCAUGACUAUUCCGUGCCGCCGACUAACAAAAUCUCAUCGACAGCUGAGCGCUUUCCCUAUGAUGCCAAUCGACAUCUUACUCCACCACCCGCGACAGUCAAAGAAUACAACGAAUUCAAGCACAGGCUGGGCAUCACACAUUCCGUCCUAACGCACGGCCUCUCCUACGGGGCUGACUGCUCCUGUCUCACUGAUUUUACAUCCGACCUCGGACAAGAUGCGACCAAAGGAAUCGCCGUGAUUGAUCCCAGUACCGUCACAUCAACACAGCUAAAGGAGAUGCACAUUAACGGUAUUCGCGGCAUCAGAGUCAACAUGUACCGCUACGGCGCCAUGCACGACGUGGAGCGACAAAAGGAGGCACUGCGCGCCCACGCGCGCGCCCUGGAUACUCACUGCCUCGGCUGGAGCAUGGCGUUUACCCAUACACAUCCGGAGUUCUGGGCGGAGCUUGAGCCGGUCAUUGCGCGGGAGGUCGUGCCACGCGGCAUUCAGCUGGUGACGGAUCAUUUCGCGCUUCUCAAGGGCCAGAGUAUGCUGCCGGCUGGAUGCAAGGACAUCAUGCAGCAAACUGGGCUCCAGGAGGUGCUUGAGCUUGUCCGUGCAGGGUAUCUUUACGUCAAGAUUAGCGCGCCGUAUCGGGUGAGUACCCUGGCACCGGGGUAUGAGGAUCUUAGACCCUUGGUGCGGGCCCUACUUGAGGCAAAUCCACAGCAGGUUCUGUGGGGUAGUGAUUGGCCUCAUACGCCAUUGAUGAAGGUGCGGACGCGAGAAGAAGCGUUGCAGGUGACUCCAUACUUGGAGGUCGACGACCGGGCCUGGUUGGAGAGUCUCCAGUCAUGGCUCACCGAUCAGGAAUGGCAUAUGUUGAUGGUAUUGAAUCCCAGAAGACUCUAUGACCAAUAA